Molecule: messenger RNA, 1235 nt
Organism: Galendromus occidentalis (western predatory mite)
Lineage: Eukaryota; Metazoa; Arthropoda; Arachnida; Mesostigmata; Phytoseiidae
Gene: Cdk1
Product: Cyclin-dependent kinase 1
Exons: 4
Coding region: 145-1059 (304 amino acids)
Biological process (GO): mitotic G2 DNA damage checkpoint signaling; protein phosphorylation; G2/M transition of mitotic cell cycle
Cellular component (GO): nucleus
Molecular function (GO): cyclin-dependent protein serine/threonine kinase activity; ATP binding
Source: RefSeq, a predicted model, not a curated record
GGGAGCGCGCAAAACUAUCGUCGUCAGCGAUCAGCUUCUGCAAGUCGUUCGUAGGAUUUUCCCGAAUUUCCAUCUUCGAUCGUGGGUGAUAGUUCACCCCUUCAUUGUGAACCCCGUAAGGGUGAUCCGUCAAGAACUGUCACGAUGGAGAACUACGUGAAGAUAGAGAAGAUUGGCGAGGGGACCUACGGUGUCGUGUACAAAGGACGUGACAGGCGAUCGAAUCAACUAGUCGCCAUGAAAAUGAUUCGACUCGAAAAUGAAAAUGAGGGCGUUCCCUCGACAGCUAUCAGAGAGGUCUCAACACUCAAGGAGCUACAGCACAAGAAUAUCGUCAGUCUCGUGGAAACAGUUCUCCCUGAAGGCAAGCUCUAUCUCGUUUUCGAAUUUCUGAAAAUGGACUUGAAGCGUUACCUCGACUCGUGCAUUCCGAAGAAAGAGUUCUUACCGGAAGCAGUAAUUCGGCAAUUCAUGUACCAACUCAUGGAUGCCAUGGUUUACUGUCAUCAGCGCCGCAUCAUGCAUCGAGAUCUGAAGCCGCAAAACAUCUUGGUCAACAAUGAUGGCUCACUGAAAAUCGCCGACUUCGGUCUUGCACGUUCUUUUAGCGUCCCGGUUCGCGUUUAUACUCACGAAGUCGUCACUUUAUGGUACCGAGCACCCGAAGUACUUCUUGGUUCUCCCAGAUAUUGCACGCCAGUCGACAUCUGGUCGGUAGGAUGCAUCUUUGCCGAGCUUUUCACCAAGAAACCCCUCUUCCAUGGGGACUCCGAAAUCGAUCAGCUGUUCCGCAUUUUCCGGACACUCGGCACCCCGACAGAAAGCGAGUGGCCCGAGGUGACGAGCAUGCCAGAUUACAAGCCGAAUUUCCCCAAAUGGAAAACAAACAUCUUGUCUGCACACUGCAAGCCGGUCACGGGUGUAGCGUUGGACCUCUUGCAGAAGUGCCUCAUCUACAAUCCGAUUCGCCGGAUCCCUGCGGUAGCUGCGCUGGAGCACGACUACUUCAAUGAUUACAAUCCAGACGAGCCGGUCGAGGUGCCGUAUCUUAACACAUAAAUGUCUUAACUACGUGCUUAUGUGGUGUGCUCUACGACUCGGAUCCGGACUGAUUUCGGAAAUUUAAAACUAAUCUCGCCCAUGAGAAUUGAAGCGGUUUCACACAUGAAUGCUAUGAUCUUUCCAAGAGAAUAAAGACGGACAAGACUCUCUCGCUGAAGUGAGCCUUAGAUUUA